UGAAGUACGUCGUGUUUAUAUCUACUUGCAUAUAUCGAGACUAGAGUGAGUGGGCCAGCAGCGUGCGUGCGAGCGGGCGAACAAGAGAGAGUGUAGAGUUUAAGUACUAUUACGGGAGACCCUUUAGAAUAUUAGCCUGCAUCGAAUCAACAACAACAAAUUGAAUUAAAUGACACAAACAGCAAUAAAUGUGAAAGAAUUAGCCGGCCGGCAUGACAAUCGUAUAUCAACACAGCGACACACACACACACACACACACACGCACAUACAUAUUUAAUUGUAUAGCAAAAUGCGACACUGAAAUGAAUAUGUAAAAACAGAAGAAAAAAAAAAAAACACGAAAAAACGUUGCAAAGCAAACGAAAAGAACGACAACAACAACGAAUAACAACAAAAAACGAUUCCAACAAGACCUAAAAACAUAUUGUGGGUCAAAUAAUUGCACAUUGUUUGACUAUGUUUUGGCGCCAACAUGAACUGCAGCAACAUCAUCAGCAACAUCACCAGCAGCAGCAACAGCAACAGCAACAGCAGCAACAGCAAAAGAUUCCCAAUUCAUUUGCCAUUCAGAAUCCAACACGAAGUUUCAACUUUAGUCUUAUCAAUUUGAAAAUUGCUGUUAAUGUUAAUACAAAAAUGUCAGCAAAUCGGCCACGAAAUGAUCAGCAGGAAAUGUUUUCUAAGGUUAAGACCAAUACAAACGAUUGGUUGGAGAGAGCUAAAACAAAUUUAAGUCAAAUUGGCGGACAUGGCGGCAUAUCGACCAUUUUGAUAAUAAAUAUUUUAUUCCUAAUUCUACUAUCGAUCUGCUGUGAUGUCUGUCGUUCACAUGGCGAUGGCCCACAAUUGUCAUCAUCACCAUUGAUGGCCUCAUCGAACUAUACAACAACAAAUGGAAAUGGACGCAUUCAGCUUAAAGAUCAAUUGGAUUUUCUGCCCAAAUUGGAUAGCGAUGUGGUCGAAAAGGUGGCCAUUUGGCAUAAGCAUGCGGCAGCAGCUCCUCCCAGUAUUGUGGAGGGUAUUGCCAUCAGUAGCAUAGCUCGACCAAUUGGCUCCUCGGGAUCCUCCUCUGCGGCCAGCCACGAGACUAGCCACCCGGAGCGACAAAUGGAUAACGAGGACAGUGUAAUCUUGGGUGUGGGCAUGGAUGAACGCAUAGCUCUGGAGCGUGUCACACGGGAUUGUGUGCAACGUUGUAUUGUUGAGGAGGAUCUGUUUCUGGACGAGUUUGGCAUCAAGUGUGAAAAGGCCGACAAUGGCGACAAGUGCUAUAAGACACGAUGCACAAAGGGUUGCGCCCAAUGGUAUCGUGCCCUCAAAGAACUGGAACCAUGCCAGGAGGCCUGCGCAUCGCCAUUGCAAUUCUAUCCUUAUGAUCUGCCUUGUAUUGGGGCCUGCGAGAUGGCCCAACGUGACUAUUGGCAUUUGCAGCGUUUGGCCAUAGCCGAAUUGGUUGAGAGCACUCAACCGCAGUUUGUAAGGGCGCCAAGUCGAGAGCAGCAAACGGCACCGUUGAUUCUCAAAUGGGAUAUGCAUUUUCCGGAAAACUAUCUGGCCAGUCGACCAUUCAACAUUCAAUACAAAUAUGUGAAUUCCAGUAAUGCGAGCGAAAAGGACGAGCACGAUGAGGAGGAGAAACAUGGGAAAGUCUAUCGGAAAGCCUAUCGACAAAAUGAAUGGUUCAAUUUGGCCGACUAUGACUGCGAUGAGUAUUAUGUAUGCGAAAUACUUGAGACUCUAAUGCCAUAUACACAAUAUCGGUUUCGUUUCGAAUUGCCUUUUGGUGAAAGUAGCGAUGAGAUUUUAUUUUCACCUGCCACUCCAGCCUAUCAAACUCCUGCCGAGAAUGUUCCAACAUCGGCGCCAAUUAUCGAUCAUUUGUUUGCUCUGGAUGAUGGCCAUGUAGCCGUGCAUUGGCAUGAUGGUCGCUUUACAAAUGGACCUAUUACGGGAUAUCGCCUACGUUUAGCUAGCCCUGGAUCCAACCAAAGUGACGAACAGACUGUUCCAGCUAAUCAGAAUAGUUAUAUGUUUGUGGAACUGCGGCCCAUGACGAAUUACACAUUGGAAUUGUCGAUGAUAAAUGAGCAGGGCGAGGGACCAGUAGCCAAGGCCAGCGUUGUGACCAAAAUGGGAUUGACUAAGGAUCAGGGGCCUGCUGCUCUAUUGGUAGUAGGACGAAAGAGUAUCAUAUGGCAAGUUCUGGAGUUGGCUGGAGAGUCCCGUGUGGUCUAUCGCAGUCAACAGACAAUUGUCGAUGUGGCCUGGUCACACAAGGAUCAACGCCUUUUUGUCCUGGAUACGAAUGGAGAGUUGCGAACCCAGACGCUUGAUCAGGCACCGAGCAUGCAGCUCUCAACGUUGAUUGUGUUGCCGAAUUCCUCCUGGAUUCCUCAUAAGCUUAGCCUGGACACGCUUAAGCUUCGCCUCUAUGUGGCCGUGGAGCUACCGAAGCAGGAAUACGCUAUACUUAGUAGCACAACGAAGGGUUCCAUGGUUGAGAUGUUGGUGCAGAAUCUACAUCAACCCGUUGAGCAACUGGAAGUGGAUGCUCUUAAUGGCUGGCUUUUCUGGACAGAUGCUCAGGGCUUGUGGCGUUUGGAUCUUGCUAGCAAGGAGCGUCUACAGCUUUAUCAAACCUCCAAUCGGCUUGGUCGGUUUAUCCUGGAUAUACCACAUUGGUUCAUUCACUUGCUGUUGCCGGAUGAAGAGCAACUUUUGUCACUUAGCUACGAUGGAAAUUGGCGAAGGCCGAUACAACUUUCCCCUGGCCAUUGGCAGACUUUCACUUUGCUAGCAAAGUCCUUACUAAUGGCCGACGACACUCAAUUGCAUUUAAUGGAUUUGCCAAGUGGGGAGAAGAUUUCCAAGUGGUCAUUAACAGAAACGAACGAUUGUUGGGCUCUGGUACCAUUGAUGCCGGAACGAGAGCGAAUUGCCUUGGACACGGGGAUACCGCGACAGCUGGUCGCAUUGCUGGGCUCCCAGGCAGCUCAUAUCUCAUGGAAGAAGCCUGCCAGAAAUCCGUAUCAGUCGCGGGCAGCGGCUAACAAUCUCAGCUAUGAACUAGAAGUUUUGGACGUCGCCAGUCAAAGUGCCUACAAUAUACGAAACAUUCGUAGUCCCAGCUUUGGCCUGGAGCGUCUGCAACCCGAUAAUCUCUAUCAGCUAAGAGUGCGGGCCAUCAAUUCGGUGGGAAAGGUAGGCGAAUGGACACCUCCAUACGCGGCACGUACAUGGCCAUUGGGCCCACAUCGCUUCCGAUGGGCCACCCAAUCGGGUGAGCUGUAUGAAACCAAUGAAUUGGGUCAAAACCUCAACAAAAUGGAGAAUGUGAAGCUAGAGUCUCUACCUGGAUCUCUUGCCAUGGUCAAUACCAGCUCUGGUUACUAUGUGAGUGGCGAUGGGGUAAUGCGUUGCAUCAACUUGAUCCAACCACAAAUGAAAUGCGUCGUUGAUGUUGCAAUUCCUCAUGUGGGGGCUGUGGCCUAUGAUUGGCGAGGCGGACGCGUCUACUGGACGGAUUUGGGGCGCAAUUGUGUUAUCCGUCUGGAUCCCUGGACAGGGGUACGCGAACUAUUGCCCAUUUUUGGAGCCACAGAUCUGGCUCUGGACCCGCAACAGGGUCACCUGUAUUACACCACUGCCAUGCAUCUGAAACGUCGUGGCCUUAGCCCACAGCCUGGUAAAAAUGAAGAGGUGGAAUACUAUCAUCUAAAUGGCCUGGAGGGUAGCAUCGAUUCAUUUACCUUGGAUCUGAAGCAACAUUACGUUUAUUGGGUGGUCAAGGGAUCCGGAGCCAUGCGAAUCUAUCGCUCUCCCUUGGUCGUGGGCAGUGGCCAGCCGGAAGAAGUUCAACUGCUACUCACUUCGGAGCCCCAGAUGGAGGCUAUGCCAAAAUCUUUGCAACUACUUCAACCGCUGGGAGCUCUUCUUUGGGUGGAACGAAGUGGACGUGGAGCGAGCACAAUGCGUUUGCCUGUUGUUGCUGUUGGUCAGGAUCCAAUGCCGUUGAUAGCACAGGGCUUGGAACAGGAACUGGUCAGUGCAGUGCAAUUGUUAGAUGCGAAUUCCCCGUCUUCCAUUCCAGAUUCGGGGGUUAUUCCCUUGGCUGUACCUCCAGACAGUUUGCGCAUCGAUGAUGGCCACUGGGAUGACUUUCAUCUUCGCUGGCAACCAGCUGGAAGUGGUGGCAAUCACACUGUCUCCUAUCGCUUGCUUCUCGAAUAUGGACAUCGCCUGCAAACCCAUGACCUCUCGACGCCAUUCGCUCGCAUUCUGCAGCUACCGCAGCCCCAGCUCAAUCUCAAAGUCUGCCUAACUCCACAUACGUCCUGGCGAGCCGGUCCCACCACUUGUGUGGAGUUGACCACGCCGGCUGCUGCCCCUACCCAGCCACGUCGGCUGCGGGUCUUUGUGGAGCGGCGAGCCAAACCACUGCAGACAACCAAUAUCAGUGCGCUGCUGCGUUGGGAUGCGCCCGAACAGGCACCGAUCCAGGCUCUCGAAUACCACAUCAGUUGUUGGCAAGGUUCCGAACUUCAUUCGGAGCUGCUGCUCAACCAGAGCGCUCUGGAGGCACGUGUUGAGCAACUGCAGGCGGAGGUAACCUAUCGUUUUCAGGUGGAAGCCCAUGUGGCUGCCACUGGAGCGGCAGCCGGAGCCGCCAGCCAUGGUCUUCACGUGGCACCCGAGGUGCAGGCAGUGCCGCGUCUCUUGUAUGUGAACUCUGAGUUUAUUGGCGAAUUGGAUCUGGAUACGCGUACCCGCCGACAGAUUGUCUACACAUCCAGCCCCGUGGAACAUCUCGCUGUGAUGGAAGGCGAACAGCGUCUGCUCUGGGUUAAUGAGCAUGUGGAGCUGCUUACUCAUGUGCCGGGUUCAUCGCCAGCCAAGCUGGCGCGCAUGCGAGCCGAGGUUUUGGCCCUCACCGUGGAUUGGGUGCAGCGCAUGGUCUAUUGGGCCGAACUGGAUGCUGUUACCCCACAGGCUGCUGUCAUCUAUCGUCUAAAUCUGUGCCUCUUCGAAGGACGUAUACUGCAAGGCGAACGCAUGUGGAGUACUCCUCGUGGCUAUCUACUAAAGGAUUUGGUGGCUCUGCCACAUAGUCAGACUCUGGUUUGGCUUGAACAUGAGCUCGACUCUCGCAAUGCCACAUUGCAGGGUCGUAGUCUAGUGAAUGGAUCUCAUAUAUCCUUCGAGAUCAGCUCGCGUGCUCCGUUGAUGCGUCUCUUUGAGGGCAGCCUGGAACCGGGAGCCGAGACGCUAAACCUAGUCGACCAUCUGGGUAAACUGUGUGUCUACGAUGUGGCGCGGCAACUGUGCACAGUGACUGCCCUACGGACACAGAUGAAUUAUCUAAACGAUGACGUAAGACAAUUGGCCCAAGAUGCCGGCUAUUUGUAUGCCCUGCGCAAUGGUAGCAUUCGUGCUUAUGGCAGACGGCGACAGCAAUUGGAAUAUCUGAUUGAGCUAGAGAAGGAGGAAGUGCGCUUAUUGCAUGCCCACAACUAUCAGGCUUAUCCGGAGAAGCGUUGUCUACUUCUGCCACCCAUGGCUAGCCUGGAGAAAGCGCAUUGUCAGGAAACACAAUGUCUGGUUAAGCUACCCGCUCUCUAUGCUGCUUCGGAGUGCCAACUGCCUGUUCCUGGUUUGCGAUAUACCCUACAAUCCCGCGACGGUGGCCAGUGGGAAGGCAAUGCCGGAGACACUAUAAAUAUUACCGAUCUACAUCCUUACACCAAAUAUCAGUUGCGAAUAAGUUUGUGGAGCUAUUAUCAGAAGCGUUCAGGAGGUAAUGGAUCUGAGUCGCUUCAAUUGCCCAUUCUAGAGAUGCAAACGGCUCCUGAUACACCGACGGCUCCGAGAAACUUUACUGCCCGUGUCUUGAGUCCCAAUGAAGUUGAGAUUCACUGGCUGGAACCCCAGCAAAUGCGUAGCGAAGGUGUCUAUUAUAUGCUCUACUGGCAGCUUGAAGAGCAAGAUCAUCCAGAUCGAGGAGAACGACGCAUAGAGUCUUCGGGUACUCAUCGGCUAACGGGUCUGCAACCUGGCUCUAGUUAUCAGUUAUGGGUGCAGGCUCAUGCAACGCCAGCUAAAUUUAAUAUGACCUCACGGCUGCAUGUGAAAACGUUUGAGGGUUUGGCCGAUCUCCAGUUGAUUGAGUUGGGUGCUUAUGGAUUAACCCUUACUUGGGAGGGCACCACAGAUCCCUUGAGUUCUCUGUUCCUUGAAUGCGAAUCGAUCGCGGGUAAAUUGCAGGUCGAUGUGAUUGAAAACUAUUCACGAAUAGUAAUUGAAAAUUUGGAGCCAAAGACGCGUUACGAUUGCCAUUUGGCCCUCAGCUAUGUUUUGUCUAGUCCGGGACCAGUUGUGGUCUAUCAUUCGGCUGGCCAUGUGUACGAGACUUUGAGCGAUGCACCUAGUGCCCCCGGAAAGCCACAAUUUGAGCAUAUUGCCGGCGAGAUAUUUCGUUUGAGCUGGAGUCGAUCACGGGACAAUGGAUCACCAAUUCAACUCUAUAAUCUGGAGGCCCUUCAGGCUCGUCGCAGUCUCUCGAAUCGUCGUCGACGUCGCGAUGUCUCACUAUCCAUUCUACCCUGGGCGGAGGAGCCCAUGGUGAUGGAAGAUCAAUGGCUAGACUAUUGCAAUACCACAGAACUGAGUUGCAUUGUCAGAGAAUUGCAUACGAAUCGCUUGCUCCUCUUUAGAGUUCGUGCACGCAACGAGGAACAUGGCUGGGGUCCAUACAGCGAGGAUAGCGAGAGAAUAGCCGAACCCUUCGUAUCGCCCGAGAAGCGAGGAUCUUUGGUCUUGGCCAUUAUAGCGCCCGCCGCCAUUGUAUCAAGUUGUGUGCUGGCUUUGGUUCUGGUUCGAAAAGUACAAAAGCGUCGCUUACGCGCCAAGAAGUUACUUCAGCAAAGUCGUCCCAGUAUUUGGAGCAAUCUGUCUACAUUGCAGAACCAGCAACAGCUUCUGGCUGCCCGCAAUCGUGCCUUCUCCAUAACCCUAAGUGAUGCGGAUAUUGCCCUCUUGCCACAAAUUAGUUGGAGCCAAUUGAAAUUGCUACGUUUCCUGGGCAGUGGAGCCUUCGGUGAGGUCUAUGAGGGUGAACUUCAGCUUGAGCACGAGAAGGAGCCGCAACGUGUUGCGAUCAAGAGUCUCCGCAAGGGAGACUCUGAGUUUGCCGAACUGCUGCAGGAGGCUCAAUUGAUGAGCAACUUUAAGCACGAGAAUAUUGUUUGUCUGAUUGGCAUAUGCUUUGACAGCGAUUCCAUAUCUUUAAUUAUGGAGCAUAUGGAAGCGGGAGAUCUAUUAAGUUAUUUACGAGCGGCUCGUAGCAAUUCACAGCAGCCACAACCUGAUUUGAUACUAUCCGAUUUGAUUACCAUGUGCAUUGAUGUGGCCAAUGGAUGCACUUAUCUGGAGGAUAUGCAUUUUGUUCAUCGCGAUCUGGCGUGUCGCAACUGUUUGGUUACCGAAACCCAAACGGAUGACGCCGGCCAUUCUCGUCGCAUGGUGAAAAUUGGUGAUUUUGGUCUCGCCCGCGACAUCUACAAGAGCGACUACUAUCGCAAGGAAGGCGAGGGCCUGUUGCCAGUGCGUUGGAUGUCACCCGAGAGUCUAGUCGACGGUGUCUUCACCACACAGUCCGAUGUAUGGGCAUUCGGUGUCCUAUGCUGGGAAAUUCUGACAUUGGGACAACAGCCGUAUGCAGCUAGAAAUAAUUUCGAAGUCCUGGCCCAUGUCAAGGAUGGUGGACGACUGCAGCAGCCAGAAAGCACACCCGAUAAGCUCUAUGGCUUACUUUUACAGUGUUGGCGCACUGAUCCCUGGGAGCGACCGAGCUUCAAGCGUUGUUUCAAUAGUCUACAUGCCAUUAGUACUGAUUUGAGGCGUUCCCAAAUGCCGACCAAGAGUGCGGAUAGUACCACUUGCAUCUCAUCAUCUUCCGCCAGCGGCCAAGGGAAUGGGUCGUCCAUUAAGCCAGAGACAAAGGUGCAUUUUGAUAAGGAGACGGAACAAAUGUCCUUAGAACCCAUCAGUGAAACCAAAUUAUAUGCCAACGAGGGCAUCUCGAGAUUGUAACAAAAUGUGGUAUAAUGCUUUAGCUUUUAAUAAAUUCCUGCUUUUUUUUUUAUUUUUUUGAUACUUUAGAAAUAAGUACUAAAUCUAAGUUAACUAAUAAACGACCAGUCCAAAAUUA
Drosophila willistoni is the source of this 8206-nucleotide messenger RNA. RefSeq names its product protein sevenless (gene sev). Gene Ontology annotation, cellular component: membrane; signaling receptor complex. The transcript is spliced from 11 exons. Lineage: Eukaryota; Metazoa; Arthropoda; Insecta; Diptera; Drosophilidae. Gene Ontology annotation, biological process: cell surface receptor protein tyrosine kinase signaling pathway; protein phosphorylation; multicellular organism development. The record is from RefSeq and is a predicted model, not a curated record. Bases 457 to 8088 code for a protein of 2543 amino acids. Gene Ontology annotation, molecular function: ATP binding; transmembrane receptor protein tyrosine kinase activity; protein binding.